Aedes aegypti (yellow fever mosquito) is the source of this 2217-nucleotide messenger RNA. Its product is annotated as PR domain zinc finger protein 5. Gene Ontology annotation, cellular component: nucleus. The transcript has 2 exons. The record is from RefSeq and is a predicted model, not a curated record. Gene Ontology annotation, molecular function: RNA polymerase II transcription regulatory region sequence-specific DNA binding; DNA-binding transcription factor activity, RNA polymerase II-specific. Bases 178 to 2187 code for a protein of 669 amino acids. Gene Ontology annotation, biological process: regulation of transcription by RNA polymerase II. Lineage: Eukaryota; Metazoa; Arthropoda; Insecta; Diptera; Culicidae.
GAAAGCUUACGAACUAGACUAGUAUACAAAACAAACACGGUACCGUUUAUAUUGAUUCAUGACAAAAUCGUAGUAAAACACCAGAACGCGUAGUAGGUUUUUUCAAAUUUUCAUUGAUAAAGUUUAGGAAAAAAAUCCGUUACGGAUUGAAAGGAACAAAUACGGUAAAAAGUGACGAUGGUGGAAAUAUCCGACCGGAACCUGACUGAGGAGCAUUCCUGUGGACUGUGUCGGAAAUCAGUGAAUUCUGUAAUCGAUUGCGGUGCUCUGAGCCAACGAUACAGCAUCCCUCUCAACACUAUGUUCAACAUUUUUCAGCUGCCUACCGUUUUCGACACUCCUUCAUCUUUGUGCGAUAAAUGUAUAGACAAACUACAUUCUGCUUAUGAUUUAUACCAGCAUAUGAUUCUAUCAACGGAUCGUGCAUCUGGGAAUACAGAAUCAUCUCCUGAUACAUCCAGAACUAAUCAAGAUAGUCCGCAGAUUCCCUGUCAUCCCUGUGGCAUUUGUGAGCUAACUUUUGAGAAUGACCUCUCACUGCAACGCCAUAGAAAAUUACUUCAUGCUAAGAUCAUUAUUCGUCACUACUAUUGUCUGCAUUGUAGUAAAACUUUUAAAACUAAUCGUGGGCUGGACCAACACUCGACCUACUGUCACAAAACUGAUGGCGAACCAUUUCGCUGUGAGCAGUGCUUUCGUGAUUUCACGACUAAGACAAGCUAUAUCAAUCAUCUAGCGCAUCAUGUCGAUUUCCUGUGCAAAUUUUGUGAUCAUGGGUUUUUUAAUGAAAUAAAAUUACUGGAUCAUGUUAAAACUAAUCACUGCGAUCGGUUGUUUAAAUGCAAUCGAUGUUCUAAAACUGAGCAACUUAGAAAAACUUUGAACAGGCACUUGAGGACAGCACACAACGUUCAACAGGAUGAGUUCUAUUGUGGUCACUGCACGAAUGGCUGCUCAUACAAUGAUCUUGCGGUGCUAAACGAUCACAUACAAGAAGCACACAAAAGCUUAGAAAAUGAUGGAGAUUACACGGAACUUCUAAAUGAACCUUUCUUCGUCAAAGACAUAGCUUUAGAACUGGAACUGGACAAAUCGAGACAUGAAGAAAAUAAGGAAGAUUUCUUAAAGCAUUUUAACUUAGUUCGAUCCAGAACCAGAACCUUCGAAAACAUUUCAAACACACUCAAUCCCAACAAAAUGAUCCUGGAAGAAUUUUUGGAUGAAGCUUUCGAAAACGAUCAAGUAUGGGCAAAAUACAUCGAAGGUGGGGAAGAGUAUCUCAUCGACAACUACGAUUUUUAUUUAGAAGGUCCCACGGCUGACAAAGUUCCGUUCAAAUAUAAAUGCCCACAAUGCGAUGCAGGAUUCAUGAAACAAGCUCUUCUAACGAUUCAUCUGGCCGAAACACACAAUGUUGCUUGCUUGGUGUGCAACGAUUGCGGUGCCAAUUUUCGUAAGCUUAUUGAAUACAGAGACCACCGGAGGGAACAUCUCAAAGAAAACGCCAGAUUCGUGGAAAACAUCAUACCUGAAGCGGAAGAAGCCCUAUCAUUGGUUCAACAGGAAGAGAAAGAGUAUACCGUUAGCGAAAAAGGAACAACUUAUGUGUUCACUUGCAAACUCUGUGACCGUACGUUCUCGAAAAAAUGUAAUUUUGAAAAACACAAAUGCUCCUUUUAUGAAGGUGAUUCAAGCGUGCAGGAAAAAAUGGCUGCCUCGAAGUCAAACUCGCUGAUUGGUGGAGAUCCCACAUUACCGGAUAAUCUGUUUUGUACAUUGUGUGAUAAGAAAUUCAUCUCCAUAUCGGGUUUGAAAUAUCACCUCAAGCGACAUACAGAUAUCAAAGCGUUUGCUUGUGUAUAUUGUAGUAAAAAGUUUACCGCCAACUCGAAUCUAAAUGCCCAUAUUCGCAACAAGCACAGUCUGGACAAGAGCCACGUCUGUCCGGAAUGUGACCAAAACUUUGCCUGCAAGGAUCAUCUGACGAAGCAUAUCCGUUCCAAGCACCGCCAGGAGCGAACGUUCAAGUGUCCGGAAUGUUCCAAAUGUUACUUUCAAAAGUCCCACCUGAACGACCACGUGGCUGCAUCUCACCUGGGGUAUAAGGCCUUCGUUUGCGAACUGUGCAACACAUCGUACAGCUGCAGAGGCUCACUGAGACGACAUCUAGCAAAAACCCAUAAAUAAUUAGCCGAAAUAAAUGCGUUAUUUGUUAAA